GCCUAUCCAAGUUCAAGCAAUGUCGGAGCAUCGCGACAAGGUCGACGACGAGCCCAACGCAGUUGGGGUUGAACUCCUCGCUGCGAACGAGGAUGAAAACUACCAAGGGCUUACAUUGAAAUGUGUUCUGGUCUAUCUGUCUAUUCUUAUCGGUUGCACUGCACAGGUACUCGCUAUUGUUGCAACUGGCGCGUUUGCGAGAAACGUGGCCGCCAGCGUCGGUGAGCAAGACAAAUAUAUCUGGAUCCCUCAAGGCCUGAUCAUCUGCGUUACCUUCACGGCAGCCCCAAUUGCGCAGGCGUCGGAUUUCUGGGGUCGCAGAGUACCCAUCCUCAUUUCCACAGCCCUCUGCUUCAUCGGUUCGCUUCUGAUAAGCAGGGCGGUUUCCAUGACCAUGGCGAUUGCUGAGUGCUGCUGGUCGGUGUAGGAUCAGGAUCGUCCUCAUUACUGUAUGCAGUUGCAUCAGAGAUCAUGCCGAGGCGAUAUCGACCAAUCGCUCAAGCCGGAGUCAACAUUGCCAAUUCACUUGGAGGAAUAUUCACACUGCUCGCCGGCUUCGCUCUUGUCAAGAAGAGUGACGAAGGCUUUCGGGUUGUCUAGUACAUUAGCACAAGAUUUUUCGCCAUCAACUUUAUCGCUAUCCUGUUCCUCUUCAAGCCGCCCAAACGGCCCCUCGAAGUAUCUUUGAGCUUUCGGCAGAAGCUCAAGGCUCUCGACUGGAUAGGAUACAUGCUAUUCUCUAUCGGAAUGAUUCUGUUCAGCAUGGGCCUGACAUGGGCCAACAACCCCUAUCCCUGGAAGGAUGCUCAUGUGCUCAGCACCUUUAUUGUCGGCGUAGGUUUUAUCGCCCUCACUGUCAUGUGGGAGGUCAAGAAGAAGGACGGAUUCUGUCACCAUGCUCUUUUUGAAACGAGCCGCAACUUCGCCCUUGCGCUUAUCCUUGUUUUCGCCGAAGGAGUUGCAUUCUACGCUGUCAACAACUUCCUCCCUUUCGUAUUUUCGCUCUUUUUUGAGACCGAUCAAUUCAAGGCCGGGGUUUUGGUCUCCAUCGUCUUCAUUGGCGGGGCAGCUUCAUCCGUGGUUGGCGGCCUUUACUCUUCAAAGACAAAAAGGGUUCGACCGCCCUUGAUGGCUGGAAUGGGGCUCUUUCUCAGCUAUUUUGCAUGUAUGGCUACCAUCAAGCUCAACCAGUCAGCUGCCAUCUGGGGCUUUACGGUUCUGGCAGGCCUUGGUCUUGGAUUCGGCCUUGUCAGUGCCGUCACGACGGGCCAGAUUAGCACUCCACCAGGUCUUAUUGCCACCACUAGUGGCCUGAUCUUGACUGCGAGGUCUUUGGGCGGCUCUGUGGCUCUUCCUGUCUACACCGCCAUCCUCAACUCCCUAUUAUCCAAAAAUCUCGGCCCCGAGAUAGCUGAGAGAGUUCUUCCUCUUGGGCUCUCUGCUGAUAACUUAUUGGAUUUAUCAGUGCUUUAGCCAACGACGAUCAACAAGCUCUGGCCACUAUUCCAGGCGUCAACCCCGACAUCAUUUCCGCGGGACUUAUUGGAUUGAAAACGGUCUAUCUCAUAGCCUUCCGUGGCAUCUGGAGUGCUGCAGCAGCAAUCUCAGCCGUCGGUUUCAUACUCGCCAUUUUUGUUACUGAUCCUCGCAAAAGCUUCAAUAUGCACGUGGAUGCGCCCGUGGAGCACGAACUUGCCCUCAAGCUUCAUGUGGGCCGAGAGCCAACUAAGACGAGCAACGAGACAGCUGGAACAGCAAAUGACACACUUGACACUAUCGGCAAGGUAACUGGAGAGAAGAACUGAGGCGGGAGUUUGGCUCGGUCACAAGGACGGCAAGGUGCACGAGGAGACAAGUAGGUAGUCAGGGGCUUGUGUAUUUCCCCGAAAUCCCUAGUAGCCCUACGCUGCUCUGUGUCCACAAGGACGUCCACGCUUUGCGACCAUGAUACCCUGUAACAUAUCAUCCGCAUGAGGCUGAGAAUCAAGCAUGCUUAAUUGAGUGGCU
This is a messenger RNA of Fusarium vanettenii 77-13-4, 2007 nucleotides long. RefSeq lists its product as uncharacterized. The record is from RefSeq and is a predicted model, not a curated record. Gene Ontology annotation, biological process: transmembrane transport. The coding region runs from base 730 to 1473 and encodes 247 amino acids. NCBI's taxonomy places the organism in Eukaryota, Fungi, Ascomycota, Sordariomycetes, Hypocreales, Nectriaceae. Gene Ontology annotation, molecular function: transmembrane transporter activity. The transcript has 4 exons.